CUGAUCGUCACCGCUGUCACCAAGGACUCCGUCUCCGUUGCCUGGAGACCACCCAAAUAUGACGGAGGCACCGAGGUGACGGCCUACGUCCUGGAGCACCGCAUGAUCGGCCGGGACAGUUUCGUAAGAGUGGGAGGAGAGGAGAAACUGAUGGAGAGGAAGUUCACGCUGACCGGGCUGAAGGACGGCUCCAGCCACGAGUUCAGAGUCUCCGCGGUCAACCAGCCACCUGCCCUGGACCUGGACUUCCGGGACAAGAUGAUGGUGAAGGUGGGAGACUCCUGCAUGCUGUCGGGACGCUACAGCGGCAAGCCGGCGCCGGCCAUCGCCUGGACCAAGAACGACGAGGAGCUGAAGGCGGACGAGGAGAUCAGCCUCCACAGCUCCGCCAACCACCUCAGCCUCAGCAUCAGCAAGGCCAAGCGGGAGCACAGCGGCCGCUACUGCGUUCCAAAGCUGAUCGAGGGCCGCGACUACAUCAUCAGGAUCAUGGCUCAGAACAUCUACGGCAUCAGCGACCCCCUGCUGUCUGCAGAGGCCAAAGCCAGAGACGUCUUCAAGGUGCCCGAUGCCCCCAAGCAGCCCACCGUGAAGGAGGUUUACCACGACUCUGCCCUGAUUAGCUGGGAGCCUCCUGCUGAUGGAGGAAAACCAAUCACGGGCUACAUAGUGGAGAGGAAGGAGACUAAGGCCAACAGAUGGGUUCGCUGCAACACAGAGAGAAUCUUUCCAAAGGUGGAGUACAACGUGACAGAGCUGCUGACAGGCUGUGAAUAUGAGUUCAGAGUCAGCGCUGAGAACGUGGUGGGCGCUGGAGACCCGAGCCCGCCAUCCAAACCCGUCUUCGCCAAAGAUCCAAUCGUGAAACCCAGCCCCCCAGUGAACCUGCGGGCCAUCGACUUCACCAAGGAGUCCGUGACUCUGUCCUGGGAACCGCCCACCGACACCGGCAGGGGGAAGAUCUUUGGGUACCUGCUGGAGUUCCAGAAGGCUGGAGAUGAGGAGUGGCAGCAGGUGAACCAGACACCCGAUUCCUGCCAGGAGACCAAGUUCAAGGUGAUCAACCUGGAGGACGGCGCCCUGUACCGUUUCAGAGUGAUGGCCGUCAACGCCGCCGGGGAGUCUGACCCCACCAAUUUGAAAGAGCCGAUCAGAGUGCAGGACAGACUCGAGGCUCCAGAACUGAUCCUGGACGCCGGAAUGACCCGGGAGGUGAAGGCCAUGGCUGGCACUCACAUCUCUCUGAUGGCGGCCAUCAAGGGCGUCCCGUUCCCCACCGUCACCUGGAAGAAGAACGAGGAAGAUGUUCCCACCAGGGCCGACAUCGAGACCAACCAGGCAGGCACCAAGCUGGAGAUGAGGUUCUGUAACCGCGACGACUGUGGAGACUACACCCUCACUGUGGAGAACCCGGCCGGAUCCAAGACCGUCACCUGCACGGUUCUGCACCUCCGGGUGUCUGACGUCAGGAGUGACUCCGCCUACCUGUCCUGGAAAGACCCAGAAGACAACGGCGGCGCUCGCAUCACCAACUUUGUGGAAGAAGGGGAGAGGGAAUGGGAUGAAUGGAAGACUGUAAGCAUCCCUGAGAGUCAUGUGACGGGCCUGGAGGAGGGAAAGACCUACCGCUUCAGAGUUAGGGCUGAGAACGCCAUUGGCCUCAGCAGACCUGACACCACAGUGCCCAUCCUCUGCCAGGAGAAACUAGUGCCUCCAAUUGUCGAGGUGGAUGUUAAACUCAUUGAAGGCAUCAUUGUGAAGGCUGGCACCACCAUCAGGCUGCCGGCUAUAAUGAGAGGGAUCCCUGUCCCCACGGCAAAGUGGUGCGUCGAGGGAGAGGAGAUCACCAGCGAGGGCAACAUCAAGAUCGACACCGAUAACUUCUCCACUGUGCUCAGCAUUAACGAAUGUACCAGGAACCAUACCGGCAUCUACCUGCUCACUGUGGCCAACGCCGCAGGCACCAAGACCGUGGCCCUGAAUGUCCAAGUUCUGGAUGUUCCUGCAGCUCCCAUCGGACCUGUCAACAUCCUGGAGGUUUCUCCAGACUCCAUGACCAUUGAGUGGCGCCCUCCUAAGGAUGAUGGUGGGAGCCCUGUCACCAGCUACAUUGUUGAGAAAAGAGAGUCCAACAAAGAGACCUGGGGAGGGGUUAGCUCUGGUAGCCUUGAGACUCAGCUGCGGAUCACCCGCCUGCAGAAGGGAGCGGAGUACGUGGUUCGCAUUCGCGCUGAGAACAAGAUGGGCGCUGGAGCUCCACUGGAGAGCAAGCCCACUCCCUGCAGACCCAUCACAGUCCCAAGUCACCCUAUCAACCCCAAAGUCAAAGAUUACAGCAAGACCACAGCCGAACUGGUCUGGAUGAAACCUUCCAAAGACGGGGGUAGCCCCAUCCUGGGUUACACAGUGGAAAUGCAGAAAGCUGACACAGAGGAGUGGAAAAAGGUGAACUUGGACGAUUUCAUCAAGCAGUGUGCAUACACAGUGAAGGGUCUGGAGGAAGGUGUGACCUACAAGUUCAGAGUCUAUGCCUCAAACAUGAUUGGAGAUGGAGAAUGCAGGGAAAUUCCAGGGUCCAUCACAGCUCAGGACAUCCUAAUCCCUCCAGAGAUCGAGAUGGAGGCAACAUGCCGUGAGCGGCUCACUGUGCGCCUGAUGGAGGGCCACGAGUACCUGUUCCGUGUCUGUGCUGAGAACAAAAUGGGCCCAGGACCCGCUACAGAGAUCAAGACGCCUUUGCUGGCCAUUGACCCUAUUGAGAAGCCUGGUGAGCCAGAGAACUUCAGAGCCACUGACGUCGGUAAAAACCACGUCCAUCUGAAAUGGAGGAAGCCUGACUAUGAUGGCGGCAGUCCCAAUCUCACCUACAACCUGGAAUGCAAAACCAAAGAUGCUGAGGAGUGGCAGAAGCUAGGCCCCCUAAAAGACACAUUCUUCUUAGCUAACAAGCUUGUGGAAAACCAGACAUACACUUUCAGGGUGCAAACCGUGAAUGAAGGUGGAGAGAGUGCCUGGGUGAAGCUGGCUGAUAUUGUGGUGAAGGAAGAGCUCCAGAAGCCGGUCAUUGACCUGAAGUUGGCCGGUACUUUGACAGUGAAGGCUGGAGAGUCUGUCAGGAUGGAGGCUAACCUGAGAGGAAAGCCCCAGCCAGAGGUCAAAUGGGUGAAAGACAAGGCUGUGGGAGACAACCCCAGAAUGAGCUAUGAAACCGGUUCAGACUACUCCAAGUUCCUGUUGACCAAGUCCAGGCGCACGGACACAGGGAAGUACGUCAUCACUGCCACCAACGCUGCAGGCACCUUCACAGCCUACGCCAACGUCAACGUCCUGGAUGUCCCCGGGCCCGUGAGGAACCUGAGGAUCACCGGCAUCGGGGCGGACAAGUGCAGAGUGGUGUGGGACGGCCCGGAGGACGAUGGCGGCUGCGAGGUGGACAGCUACAUCCUGGAGAAAUGUGAGACCAGGAGGAUGGUUUGGUCCACGUACUCAGCCUCCGUGGUCACUCCAUACUGCAACGUCACACGCCUGGUGGAGAGCAAUGAGUACAUCUUCAGGGUGAGGGCAGAGAACAAGAUGGGAACUGGACCCGCCAUGGAGAGCAAACCUGUCACAGUGAAGACUCAGUUCAACAAACCUGGACCCCCCGAGGCUCCCGAGAUUACCAAGGUGAGCAAAGACGAGAUGACCGUGGCACCUGGCCCCCCUGCAUACCUGAAGGUGGCAGACAGCACAAAGACCUCCAUCACCCUCUCCUGGUGCAAACCUGUGUAUGAUGGUGGAGCCCCCAUCAUCGGAUACAGCCUGGACCUGAGGCUGAAGAGCGAGGCGGACCCUGAGAAACCCUCAGAGGGCUGGAAGAGGAUCGAUACGCACGGCCCACUGGUGCUCACAGAGUUCACCAUCCCCCAACUGGAUGAGAAGCUGGAGUACGACUUCAAGGUGUCUGCCCAAAACCAGGUGGGCUGGGGACGCCACGCGUACUUGAGGGAGGCAGUAUCCCCCAAGGAAAUCCUGGAGGCUCCAGAGAUCGAGCUGGACGCCAGUCUGAGGAAAGGCCUGGCUGUGAGGGCCGGGUGCCCAAUCAGGCUGUUCGCCGUGAUCAGAGGAAGACCCGCCCCCAAGGUUACCUGGAAGCGCAUGGGUGUGGACAAUGUGAUCCGCAGAGGUCACGUGGACCAGGUUGACACCAUGUCCUUCUUGGUGAUCCCUGAGAGCACCAGAGAGGACUCUGGGAAGUAUUCACUGACUCUGUCAAACUCAGCCGGGGAGAAAGCUGUGUUUGUCCGUGUCAAAGUUCUGGACACACCUGGGCCUGUUGGCGGUUUGGACGCCACUGAUGUCACCAAAACCACGGCGCAGCUCUCCUGGCUGCCCCCCGAGAACGACGGCGGCAGCACCAUCCUCAACUACAUUGUGGAGAAACGGGAGGUUGACAGGAAGACAUGGACGAAAUGCGUUGAAGAACUGAAAAAGACGAGCUUCAAGGUGACCACCAUGACGCCUGGAGUGGAGUACUACUUCCGGGUCAUGGCUUGCAACAAAUAUGGCAUCGGAGUCCCUCAGGACUCCCCCAGAUCCUACUUGGCUGUGGAUCCUAUAAGUGAACCAGACCCUCCGAAGAAGAUGGAUGUGUUGGAUAUCACUAAGAACAGCGCCACUUUGGGGUGGCUCAAGCCACUCAGAGAUGGAGGAGCUAAGAUAAACGGCUAUGUGGUGGAUUACCAGGAGGAGGGUGCACCUGAAGACAAGUGGACCCCAUACUCCGUGGUCAAAGACCUGACCAUUGUGGUGGUCGGUCUGAAGGAAGGAACCAAGUACAAGUUCAGAGUGGCAGCCAGGAACUCGGUGGGAGUCAGCUUGGCCAGAGAGGCUGAGGGGGUGUUUGAGGUCAAGGAGCAGCUCAUGGCUCCAAAGAUAAUGAUGCCCGACGUUGUGACGGUCAGGGCUGGAUCCAAGAUGGUGGUUGAGGCUAUUGUGGCCGGGAAACCUGCUCCAUUCUGCAAGUGGAAGCAGGGUAACGAGGACGUGCUGACCUCUGACCGCCUGUCGGUCGUUAAGACUCUGACAACCUGCACACUGAUAAUAAAGAAUGUGAACAGAAAGGACAGCGGUUACUACAGUCUGUCUGCCGAGAACAGUACCUCCAAGGUCAACCAGAUCCUCCGGGUCACCGUCAUGGACCCACCAGGUAAACCUGAGGUAAUGGAUGUGACCAAGAGCUCAGUCUCGCUGGUCUGGAGCCGUCCCCAACAUGAUGGUGGCAGCAAGCUGAUUGGCUACUACAUGGAGUACUGCAAGCUUCCGGAGGAGAAGUGGGUUCGCUGCAAUGCGAACUGUAUGAACAUCCAGACGGAGAGCUAUGUGGUGCAAGGCCUGGAGGAGGGCCGGCAGUACCAGUUUAGGGUCAUCGCCAAGAGCGCCAUCAACAUCAGCUCCCCAUCCGAGCUGUCCGACCCCAUCCCCGUCAUCGCAGAGAACGUUCCUCCUCGUGUAGAACUGGGUCUCAACAUGAAGAACCUGAUUGUGGUGAAAGCAGGAGAAAACAUUGUCCUGGAUGCUGAGGUGUCGGGCAAGCCACUCCCCAAAGUGAGCUGGAAAAGAGAUGGAGCACCUCUGGUUCUGGCAGAAGGGAUGAAGAUGUGCCAGAAGAAGCAUGUCCACAUGCUGGAGCUAUACUCCGUGACAAGGAAGGAGUCUGGAGACUACACCAUCACAGCUGAAAACACCAGUGGCUCCAAGUAUGCCACCAUCAAGGUCAAGGUCCUCGAUGUUCCUGGGCCGUGUGAACCGCCAGUCAUUACCAACAUCACCAAAGACUCCAUGACGGUGAGCUGGAAGGCGCCUGCCAAUGACGGAAAGGCUCCUAUCCUCGGCUACAUGAUGGAAAAACGCGAGGCCACUGAGCUGACCUGGGCCAAAGUCAACCGCCGGCCAGUCAUUGACCGAACCAUCAAGGCUAUCCAGCUGACGGAAGGCUCAGAGUACGAGUUCAGAGUCAUCGCUCUGAACAAGGCCGGCCUGGGAAAACCAAUCGCCCCUGAGGCGGAGCUGGACGCUGACCUGAGGAAGGCUUUGGUUCUGCGGGCCGGUGUCACUAUGAGGCUCUAUGUCCCACUGAGGGGACGCCCAGCACCAAAAGUGACCUGGACAAAGGUGGACGCCAACCUGAAGGAGAGGCAGGGCGUCUUAAUCAAGACGUCAGAGUGGGACACUCUGCUGAUGGUUGAGGAAGUUAACCGAUACGACGCGGGCAAAUAUGUCCUGACUCUGGAGAACAGCAGUGGGUCCAAGAGCUACACCAUCGUGGUGAAGGUUCUGGCCCAGAAGACCACCAAGGACUCCAUAGCCCUGGGCUGGAAGAGGCCCAUCGCUGACGGUGGAAGCUUCAUUUCUGCUUACAUCCUGGAGCAGAGUGAGGGCGAGGGGAAGUGGACGCAGAUCAUGAAGGGCAAGAACACCACGCACACAAUCAGCGAGCUGACAGAAGGAAAGGAGUAUCUAUUCAGGGUCAAGGCCCUCAAUGAGUCUGGAGAGGGACCACCAACUGAGCUCACUGUCAUUGCCAAGGACCAGUUUGAUGUGCCGGAGGCUCCUGCUCCUCCAGAGAUUGUGAGCAUCCGCCAUGAGUCAGCCAUCCUGACAUGGGAAGAUCCGAAAGACAGCGGUGGCUCCCCAAUUACUGAGGCUCCAUCUAUCACCAUCGACCCAGACCACAAGGACGGCGUAUCGGUCAGAGCAGGAGACACAAUCGUGGUCUCCGCCUCAAAGAUUCUCGGCAAACCUCCACCAACUGCUGUCUGGUCUAAGGGAGGUCGUGAGUUCAAGUCCUCCGACAUUGUCACUAUCACCAGCAGCCCCACCUCUUCAACUCUGGCUAUCAAGUAUGCAAGCCGGAAGAACACAGGAGAGUACACUAUCACUGCUAGCAACCCCUUCGGAAUCAAGGAAGAACAUGUUAAGGUCAAGGUCUUAGAUGUACCUGGGCCUCCAGGUCCCAUAGAAGCCAGUAAUAUUUCCGCUGAGAAGUGUACUCUGACCUGGCUUCCACCAGAAGAGGAUGGAGGCGCCACAAUCAAAUCCUACAUCCUCGAGAAAAGAGAGACCAGUCGCCUGCAGUGGACCAAACUAGCCGAGAAUGUCAUGGACUGCAGAUAUGUAGCCAGCAAACUGAUCAAGGGCAACGAGUACAUCUUUAGAGUGUCUGCUUUGAACCUUUAUGGCAUCGGAGACUCGAGCCAGUCUGGUCCAGUCAAAAUGGUUGACAGCUUUGGCCCGCCAGGCCCACCCUCAACCCCAGAGGUCGAUAAUGUCAGUAGGAAUGCUGUCACCAUUUCAUGGAAGAGACCUGUACGGGAUGGAGGAAGUGACAUUAGGGGAUAUAGUGUAGAAAGGAAAGAGAAGAAGGGAAUGAGAUGGAGGACUGUCCCCGACCUGCGCUUUAAAGUGCAGGGCCUGACCGAGGGAGUAGAGUAUGAGUUUAGAGUAACUGCUGAGAAUAAGGCCGGAUUUGGAGAGCCAAGUGAGCCAUCGCAUCCUGUAAUGACCAAAGACAUCGUGUACCCACCUGGUCCCCCAUCCAACCCAAGAAUUACUGAAACUACAAAGACCACAGCCACCUUUGCCUGGGGCCGUCCCCAUUACGACGGUGGCCUUGAAGUGGACGGAUACAUUGUUGAGUACAAGAAGGAAGGGCACGAUGACUGGGAAGUAGAAACUCAGUACCCAGUGAAAGUUACCGAGUACGUUCUUGGCAAGCUUCAGAAAAGAGGCAAAUACCACUUCAGGGUCAGCGCUGUGAACUCUGAGGGAGUGGGCGAGCCUGCUGAGGGUGCUGAAUACACCUUCCGUAUCAUGGCUGUCAAUGCUUCGGGCAGGAGCGAUCCUCGGGAGAGCAGGCCAGCUGUGAUAAAAGAGCAAACCUCUGCUCCCUCGUUUGAUCUGCGCGGGGUCUACCAGAAGACUGUUGUGGCCAAGGCAGGGGACCGUGUGAAGGUGGAGAUUCCAGUGCUCGGCAAACCUAGGCCUGCCGUUUCCUGGAAGAGGGGAGACACAGCGCUGAAGGAGACACAGAGAAUCAACACUGAAACCACACAAACAUCAACUAUCCUGAACAUCGGUGAGAUUAAAAGAACUGACGGAGGCGAGUAUUCCAUGACCGGAAAGAACAUGCUGGGCACAGUGACAGAAAUCAUCACAGUCCUGGUACACGACCUUCCUGGUCCUCCCACUGGUCCCAUCAAGCUGGACGAGGUCUCAUGUGACUACGUCCUCAUGUCAUGGGAGGCACCAGAGAACGAUGGAGGUGUUCCAAUCAACAACUAUAUCGUUGAAAUGAGGGAGACCACUGGCACCUCAUGGGUGGAGCUGGCAGCUACAGUGAUCCGCACAACUUUCAAAGCAGCUCGCCUCAACACUGGAACCCAGUAUCAGUUCCGCGUCAGGGCCCAGAACAGAUAUGGCAUCGGCCCUUGUAUUGUCUCUGAGGCAGUGCUGGCAGCUUAUCCGUUUGACGUCACAGUGUCGUGGACCAAACCAGAGGGUGAUGGUGGAUUUUCCAUUACGGGAUACACAGUGGAGAGGAGAGAGAUGCCUAAUGGACGCUGGCUUAAAGCAAACUUCAACAACAUUCUGGAAACGGUCUACACAGUCAGCGGUCUGAUUGAAGAUGCAACCUACGAGUUCCGUGUCUUUGCUAGAAACUCAGCAGGAGGUGUCAGUGCUCCAUCUAAGCCAUCAGAGGCCAUUACAUGUAGAGAUGACAUUGAAGAGCCCAGGCUUGACGUCGAUGCAUCAUACAGCAGCAAUGUGGUGGUGAUGGCAGGAGAGGUGUUCAAGCUGGAAGCCAACGUGACCGGCAGGCCAAUUCCAUCCCUGGUUUGGACCAAGGAAGGAAAGGAGCUGGGAGAUACAGGCAAGCUGGAAAUAAAGACGUUUGACUUCCACACAACCUUAACAAACAAAGACUCACUGCGGAAAGAUGGGGGAGCUUUCACUCUGACUGCCAGCAAUCCUGGUGGCUUUGCCAAGUUCACAUUCAACGUCAAGUGUAACAAGAGGACCGUAACUGAUUUGCGUUUCAAAGUGUCUGGUCUCACAGUCGGACACGAGUAUGAAUUCAGAGUUCUGGCUGAAAACAACGCAGGUCUGAGCCAACCUAGUCCUUCUAGUCCAUUCUACAAAGCCGUGGACACCAUCUUCCAGCCUGGACCUCCAGGUAACCCCAGAGUGCUGGACACUACCAAGUCCUCCAUCACUCUUGCCUGGAACAAACCUGUCUAUGAUGGUGGUUCAGAAAUAACAGGCUACAUUGUGGAAACCUGUCUGCCAGAAGAGGAUGAGUGGACCAUCCAUACUCCCAAAAAGGGAUGGACAGCCACUUCAUUCACCAUUACCAACCUGAAGGAAAAUCAGGACUACAAAAUCAACAUCUGUGCCACUAAUUGUGAAGGAGUGGGAGAACCCGCUGCUGUUCCUGGAACUCCUACGGCUGAAGACAGACUGCUCCCUCCAGAAAUUGAUCUUGGAGCCGAGCUGCGUAAGGUAGUCUGCAUCAGAUCCUGCAGUACACUCAGACUCUUCGUCCCAAUCAAGGGCAGACCAGCACCUGAAGUAAAAUGGUCAAGAGAGCAUGGCGUUUCCCUCGACAAGGCUAACAUAGAAAUUACCCCAUCAUUCACCACUCUUCAGAUUGAAAAUGUCGACAGGUUUGAUGGAGGUAAAUACAUGGUGACUGUGGAGAAUGCUUCCGGAAGUAAGACAGCUUUUGUCAAUGUCAGGGUGUUGGACACUCCUGGAGCACCUCAGAAUCUUGUUAUUAAGGAGGUCACUAGAGAUUCAGUUUCUCUGGUUUGGGACGCACCGCUCAUAGAUGGGGGCUCCAGAGUCCGCAGCUAUGUUGUGGAGAAGCGUGAGUCAACCAGGAAAGCCUAUUCGACGGUCUGUGCCAGUUGCCAUAAGUCAAGUUGGAAGAUUGGUGACCUUGAAGAAGGAAAAAUGUACUUCUUCAGAAUCCUGGCCGAAAACGAAUAUGGUAUUGGUCUCCCAGCAGAGACACUUGAGCCGAUUAAAGUUUCAGAGAAACCUCUGCCACCAGGAAAAGUAACCCUCCACGAGGUUACCAGCAGCAGCGUCACACUGAGUUGGGAAAAGCCAGACCAUGAUGGCGGGAGCAGAAUCACAGGCUACAUUGUUGAAAUGCAGGGUAAAGGCAGUGACAAGUGGACCCAGGUCAUGGUGGUGAAGAACAAUGGGGCGCAGGUAACUGGGCUGACUCAGGGAGAGGAGUACAUGUUCCGCAUCUCAGCCUACAAUGAAAAGGGGGUCAGAAAACCAGAAGCUGUCAUUGUGACAAGAAGCCACGUGACACUCAGAUGGACCAAACCUGAGUAUGAUGGUGGCAUCAAAAUCACAGGAUAUGUGGUUGAGAAGAAGGAAGGAAGUGGUCGCUGGAUGAAAGCCAGUUUCGCAAACAUCCUUGAAACUGAAUUUGUUGUCACAGGACUCACUGAAGAUCAGGUUUACGAGUUCCGUGUUAUUGCCAGAAAUUCAGCCGGUGUCUUCAGUCAGCCGUCCGAUUCCACUGGAGCUAUCACUGCAAAGGAUGAGGUAGAUCCACCCAAAAUUGAUUUGGAGGCUAAAUAUUCGCAGGCUGUGGUGGUAAAUGCAGGGGAGACAUUCAAACUCGAAGCCGGUGUGUAUGGCAAGCCUGUGCCCAGCAUACACUGGCUGAAAGAGGGCCAUGAGAUCACAGAAGCAGCUCGCUUAGAGAUCAAGAACACUGACUUUGUGGCUUGCAUAGUUGUUAAGGAAGCCAUUCGUCCUCAGCAUGAUGGCGGCAGUAGGAUCAGUCACUAUGAAGUCGAAGUGGCUCCGAAGGACAGCGAAACUUGGACCUUGUGUGCCAGUGUGAAGGCUGUGGAGACAGUAGUGUCCAACCUUCUCAAAGGAGAAGAAUAUCAGUUUAGAGUGACUGCCGUAAAUGACAAAGGCAAAAGUGACCCAAGACAGUUGGCUCAGACGGUUGUUGCAAAGGACCUUGUCAUUGAGCCCUCUGUUAGACCCAAAGUGAGUUCCUACAGUGUACAGGUGGGAUAUGAUCUCAAGAUAGAAGUUCCUAUUGCUGGUCAUCCAAAGCCUACCAUCACCUGGACCAAAGAUGGAGCAGCCCUUAAACAGACCACCAGAGUUAAUGUCACUGACUCGGCUCAUCACACUACCCUUACCAUAAAGGAUGCCACUAAGGAUGAUGGAGGCAUGUACUCGAUCAAUAUUGCCAAUGCACUGGGUUCAAAGGACGCCACCAUAGAGGUGAUCACCCUGGACAAACCAGGCCCACCGACAGGCCCUGUGAAAAUUGAGGAUGUCAGUGCUGAAAGUAUGACCCUCAACUGGGAACCUCCCACGUACACAGGUGGCUGCCCGAUCUCCAACUAUGUGGUGGAGAAGAGAGACACAACCACAACUAAUUGGGUGGUUGUUUCUGCAACAGUUGCAAGAACCACACUCAAAGUGGCCAAUCUGAAGACCGGUGCUGAAUACCAGUUCAGAAUCUCUGCAGAGAACAGAUAUGGAAAGAGUUAUGCAAUUGAUUCAGAACCAGUUCUGGCACAGUAUCCGUUCCAGGAGCCUGGCCCUCCAGGGACUCCAUUUGUAUCCUCAUACACUAAGGAUUAUAUGGUGGUUGAGUGGCAUAAACCCCCAUCGGAUGGAGGCAGUGCAAUCUUGGGCUACCAUUUGGAGAGGAAAGAGAAAAACAGUAUCCUCUGGACCAAAAUAAACAAAAUGCUCAUCCAGGACUGUAGAUUCAAAUCCACUCCUCUUGAGGAAGGCAUUGAGUACGAGUACAGAGUAUACGCUGAAAAUAUAGUUGGCAUUGGAAAGUGUAGCAAAGUGUCAGAGGUUUAUGUAGCCCGUGACCCAUGCGAUCCUCCUGGCCGCCCCGAGGCCAUCAUUGUGACCAGGCACUCAGUUAAACUCAAGUGGACCCCGCCACAAUAUGAUGGUGGAAGCCUUGUGACUGGCUAUGUGGUGGAGAAACGUGACCUUCCAGAGGGAAAAUGGAUGAAAGCUAGCUUUGCGAAUGUUAUUGAUCUUGAAUUCACAGUUACUGGUCUGAUGGAGGACAGUAAAUAUGACUUCAGAGUAAUUGCAAGGAAUGGCGCUGGUGCAGUCAGCAAGCCUUCUGAGACCACAGGAUCCAUAACAGCCAAAGAUGAGGUUGAGCCACCCAAGUGUGAGACAGAUGCAAUGUACAACCAGACAAUAGUUCUUAAUGCUGGAGAGACAUUUACUCUGGAGGCCAGCGUUGAAGGAAAACCAAUUCCAACAGCUCAGUGGUUCAAGGGAACUGUCGAGGUUGAGAACUCUGCUAGAGCUGAGAUCAAAAACACAGAUUUCAAAGCUUUGCUUGUUGUGAAGGAUGCCAUCAGAGUGGACGGUGGCCAAGAUUCUAUGACCGUCUGCUGGAACCGCCCGGGGACCACAGGAGGCAGCGACAUCGCUGGCUACAUCAUUGAAAAGAGAGACCGAGCUGGAGUGAGGUGGACCAAGUGCAACAAACGCCGCGUGACAGACCUGCGUUUCCGGGUAACAGGACUGACUGAGGACCAUGAAUAUGAGUUCAGGGUGUCGGCUGAGAAUGCAGCUGGAGUUGGCCUGCCAAGCCCAGCAACAAGCUAUCUCAAAGCCUGUGACCCCACCUUUGAACCAGGCUGUCCCACAAAUGUCCACAUGGUCGACACAUCAAAAGACUCCGUCACCGUCGCUUGGCAUCGGCCAAUCUAUGACGGUGGUUGUGAGAUACAGGGGUAUGCGGUUGAAAUUACUAAGGCUGAUGAAGAGGAAUGGACCAUAUGCACACCACCCACUGGGGUCAAUGACACCAAGUUUACCAUCAAAAAGUUGAUAGAGCACCAAGAAUACAAGGUCCGUAUUUGUGCCAUCAAUAAACUGGGCGUUGGUGAGCCAACAGAGAUGGAGGGGGUUGUAAAGCCUUUGGACAAGAUUGAUCCACCAGAGAUGAUUCUGAGUUCAGAGCUCAGGAAGGGAAUAGUUGUCAGAGCAGCAGGCUCAAUGAGAAUAUUGAUUCCUUUCAAGGGCCGUCCCAUCCCUGAAGUAAACUGGGCUAAGGAAGAUGGCGUGCUGCCAAGUAAAGCUCAGAUUGAGACCGGUGACGAUUACACGCAGCUAUCCAUUGACAUCUGUGACAAAUAUGAUGCAGGCAAAUAUAUCCUCACCUUAGAAAACACCGCUGGCACCAAAUCAGCAUUUGUUUCUGUUAAAGUUCUGGACACCCCAGGGGCUCCAUUAAACCUGACAGUGAAAGACAUUAAGAGACAGAGUGUCACUCUAACUUGGGAGCCUCCUGUUAUUGACGGUGGUUCAAGGAUUAAGAAUUACCUGGUUGAAAAGCGUGAGUCCACCAGGAAAGUUUACUCUAAUGUUGACAACAAAUGCACCAAAACAAGCUAUCGCAUCACUGGCCUCACUGAAGGAACCAUCUACUAUUUCAGGAUCUUAGCUGAGAAUGAAUUUGGUGUGGGACAGGGAGCGGAAACACAAGAAGCAGUUAAAACAUCUGAGCCGCCUCUACCUGUGGGUAAGGUCACGUUGACCGAAGUCACCAAAAAAUCUGCCACUCUCUCCUGGGAGAAGCCAGAUCACGACGGAGGCAGCAGGAUUGUCGGUUACUACAUUGAGAUGCAGCCCGUUGGCUCAGAGGAAUGGGUGGUGGCUGUCACAAGCAAAGCAUGUGAGGGCACCGUCACAGGCCUUAGUGCAGGGCACGAGUACCUGUUCAGAGUCUCAGCCUUCAAUGAGAAGGGCAAGAGUGACCCUAGAGCUUUGGCUGUUCCAGUCACUGCUAAAGAUGUCACUAUUGAGCCUAGGUUCAAGAUGAGAUUCAAUACAUACAGCUUGCAAAAUGGUGAGGAUCUGAAGAUAGAGAUCCCAGUGAUCGGACGCCCUGCUCCCAAGGUUGAGUGGAAAAAGGAAGGACAAGCCCUCAAGGAGACAACUAGAUUAAAUGUGCUGAGCACACCAUCAUCCACUAAACUUGUCAUUAAAGAUGCCAACAAAGAAGACUCUGGUAAAUACACUAUCACAGCCACCAGCAGCAUUGGAACAGCUACAGAAGAGAUCACUGUCAUUAUUCUGGAGAAGCCCGGACCACCCACAGGCCCUGUGAAAAUUGAGGAAAGACCUGAACAUAACGGAGGAGCUGAAAUUGAAGGAUACAUCCUUGAAAAACGUGACAAGGACGGUGUCAGAUGGACUAAGUGCAACAAGAAGAGGCUGAAUGACCUGAGAUUCCGUUGCACAGGCCUCACAGAGGGCCACUGCUAUGAAUUCAGGGUCUCAGCAGAAAACGCUGCUGGCAUCGGAAAGCCCAGUGCACCAACACAAUACAUCAAGGCCUGUGAUGCAACUUAUCCACCAGGACCUCCCAACAACCCCAAAGUCAUCGAUCACUCAAGUACAUCCGUCUCCCUGUCGUGGUCCAGGCCAAUCUAUGAUGGAGGGGCACAGAUCACAGGGUAUCAUGUUGAAAGGAAGGAGGCUACAGAUGAUGAAUGGAUUGUCUGCACACCUCCCACCGGAGUCCAAGAAACCCACUACACUGUAAAGAUGCUGAAAGAGAACGCAGAGUACAACUUCCGCAUCUGCGCCAUAAACUGUGAGGGUGUCGGGGAUCAUGUGGACCUGCCUGGUUCUGUGAUCGCUGCUGAGAAGGUCGAGGCUCCUGAAAUUGAACUGGAUGCUGACUUGAGGAAGAUGGUCAAUGUCCGUGCGACAGCCACUCUACGUCUGUUUGUGACAAUCAGGGGGAAGCCUGAACCUGAGGUCAAAUGGUCAAAGGCCGACGGCACUCUGAACGAAAGGGCUCAGAUUGACGUAACUAGCUCCUAUACAAUGCUGGUUAUUGAAAAUGUGGAUAGGGUGACGGCCGUAAAUGACAAGGGUAAGAGUGAUCCCAAGCCUUUGGCUGCUCCUGUGGUCGUGAAGGACAUCACAAUGGAGCCUAUCAUCAACUUGCUGUUCAGCACAUACAGUGUAAAAGCAGGAGAUGAUUUGAAGAUUGACGUUCCCUUCAGAGCGCGGCCCCAGCCUGAGGUGGCCUGGAAGAAGAAUGGCCAUACCCUUAAACAGACAACCAGAGUAAAUGUUCUUAAUUCUAAGACCUCAUCCAAGAUCACCAUUAAGGAUGCCUCCAAGGAUGAUGUUGGAAAGUAUGAGAUCACACUGACCAACACAAUUGGAGCCAAGACAGCAGAAAUCUCCGUCGUAGUCCUGGACAAGCCUGGCCCACCCAGCAACAUUAAGAUGGACGAAGUGAGCGCUGACUUCAUCUCGCUGUCCUGGGACCCACCAGUUUAUGAUGGUGGAUGCCAGAUUAACAACUAUGUGGUGGAGAAGAGAGACACCACCACCACAACAUGGCAGAUCGUGUCAGCUACAGUAGCCAGGACAUCGAUAAAGGUUUCUCGUCUCAAUCAGGGAACGGAGUACCAGUUCCGCAUCGCAGCUGAAAACCGUUACGGAAAGAGUCCUUCCAUCGAUUCCGCGCCUGUUGUUGCUCAGUAUCCGUUUGAGCCUCCGGGUCCUCCAACCAACCUACACAUCGCUCAUGCUACAAAGACUAGCAUGCUGGUGGAGUGGGGCAAACCUGCCAGCGAUGGUGGAAGCCCUAUUACAGGAUAUCACAUUGAAUGCAAAGACCAAAGUAGCAUCCUGUGGACCAAAGUCAACAGAGGCCUGUUGGCUGAAAACCAAUUCAAGAUGAGUGGCAUUGAGGAAGGCCUGUUCUAUCAGUUCAGAGUCUAUGCUGAAAACAUCGCUGGCAUCGGUCCAUGCACUAAACCCUGUGAGCCUGCAGCAGCCAGGGACCCAUGCGAAUCUCCACGUAACCUCAAGGUAACAAAUAUCACCAGAAAUUCUGUUUCCCUGUUCUGGGAUGGGCCAGAGUACGACGGUGGAGUGAAAAUUACUGGAUACAUUGUGGAGCGUAAAGAACUUCCCAGUGGUCGGUGGUUAAAAUGCAACUUCACCAAUCUGCUGGAAACAUACUAUGAUGUCACAGGCUUGACAGAAGAUGUCCAAUAUGACUUCCAUGUUAUUGCUAAGAAUUCUGCUGAGCUGUUGAGUGCUCCUUCAGAAAGCACUGGGCCUGUCACCGUCAAGGACGACGUCACCUCAGUUACCAGUGAGGCAAUGACCAUCUGUUGGGAAAGACCAGUUUCUGACGGUGGCAGCAGCCUUGCUGGAUAUGUGAUUGAGAGGCGAGAGAAGACGGGUCUUCGUUGGUGCCGUGUCAACAAGAAGCCUGUUUACGACCUGAGAGUGAAAUCUUCAAACCUCCGGGAGGGCUGUGAGUAUGAGUACAGAGUGUUUGCAGAAAACGCUGCUGGCCUUAGUGCUCCUAGCGUCCCUUGCCCACUGACCAAGGCUGAGGACCCACAGUUCCUGCCCUCACCCCCAGCUAAACCUAAGAUCAUUGACUCUACAAAGGCCACCGUCACCCUGUCCUGGAACAGGCCACUGUUUGAUGGUGGAGCACCUGUGACUGGUUACAGAGUGGAGUACAGGAAGACAAUGGACGAUGAAUGGAUUGUUGGAGUCCAGAACACCAAGAACACAGAAUUCACCGUGGUGGGACUGACACCUGGGACUGAAUAUGUGUUUGUUGUCAAGUCCAUUAACAAGAUUGGAGUCAGUGAACCCAGCCAAGAGUCAGACAGACAGGUUGCCAAAGAGAAAGAGGAAGAGCCUGUCUUUGACAUCAGCAACGAUAUGAGGAAGACCCUGAUAGUGAAAGAUGGAAGCUCCUUCACCAUGAAGGUGCCCUUCAGAGGAAAACCCAUCCCUACUGUUGCUUGGACCAAGCCUGACAUUGACCUUAGAGUUCGCGCUGUCAUCGACACCACUGACACCUUCACCUCCAUCACCUUAGAAAAAGCCACUCGCAAUGACUCUGGAAAAUACACAGUCACCUUGUCCAAUGUGGCGGGAACCACUUCACUUACGCUCAAUGUCCGAGUGCUCGACUCACCUGGACCGCCUUCCAAUGUGGGGGUCAAGGACGUGACCAAAACAUCCGUCACCGUGACGUGGGACACUCCUGAAAAUGAGGGUGGAGGACCAGUUAAGAACUAUCUAAUUGAUUUCCGCGAGGCAAGCAAGAAAGGCUGGACCAGGUUGACUGACACGUGCCACAGACUCACAUACAAGGUGACUGACCUGAAGGAGGGAGAAGUCUACUACUUCAGAGUGACAGGCGAGAAUGAAUAUGGUACUGGGGUUGCUGCUGAGACCAAAGACGGAACUAAAAUCUCAGAAUCGCCUGAGAUCAUCAUGAAGGACUUCCCUCACAAUACAGUGUACGUCAGAGCUGGGUCCACCCUGAAGUGUGAGAUCCCCCUGACCGGCUGGCCUCUGCCUAAAGUCGUUCUGUCCAAGGACAAUGUUCUGCUAAAGUCAACAAUGAGGUUCAACUCUGAGGUCACUCCUGACAGCAUCAAGAUCACUCUGCGUGAGAGCAUUGCUCGAGACUCCGGACGCUACGAUAUCACCGCCUCCAACUCCAGUGGAACCACCAAAUCCUACAUUAACAUUGUGAUCCUGGACCGCCCCAGUCCCCCGGUUGGACCUGUGGAGCUGUUUGAUGUCACAGAAGACAGCGUGAGCCUGAGGUGGCUCCCGCCAUCGUAUGAUGGUGGCAGCCCCAUCACCAACUACAUCAUCCAGAAACGCGAGACGACCACAGCCAGCUGGAUGGACGUAUCUUCUGCCGUGGCCCGCUGCACCAUGAAGAUCCUGAAGCUGACCACAGGCCUGGAGUAUCAGUUCAGAAUCAAAGCUGAGAACAGAUAUGGAAUCAGUGAGCACAUCGACUCACCAGUGGUCGCUGUCAACCUUCCAUACACCAUUCCAGACGCACCAUCAACUCCAGAAGUUACUGCUGUAACCAGGGAGACCGUCACUGUGGCCUGGAAGGAGCCCAAGUCGGACGGAGGCAGCCAUGUGUUUGGCUACCACCUGCAGAUGAAGGACAGAAACAGCAUCCUCUGGCAGAGGGUUAAUAAGAUGGUGAUCCGGGCUACACACUACAAGGUCACCAACAUAAAUGCUGGCCUUAUUUAUGAGUUCAAGGUGGCAGCAGAGAACGCCGCUGGACUCAGUGCUUUCAGCAAAUCUUCGGAUCCUGUGUUGGCCAUCGAUGCCUGUGGUGAGUGGACUCGGGUGAAUAAGACCUACACCAUCUAUGACACCCGCCUGAAGAUCACAGGCCUACUGGAGGGAAGCGAGUACCAGUUCAGAGUGACAGCGGUGAACGCAGCAGGAGACAGCCACCCCAGCGACGCCUCACCCUACAUCCUCUGCAGAGACCCCACCUGUAAGUGA
Messenger RNA from Menidia menidia (Atlantic silverside), 18399 nucleotides. The record is from the annotation of a GenBank genome assembly. Lineage: Eukaryota; Metazoa; Chordata; Actinopteri; Atheriniformes; Atherinopsidae.